Molecule: messenger RNA, 1649 nt
Organism: Ziziphus jujuba (common jujube)
Lineage: Eukaryota; Viridiplantae; Streptophyta; Magnoliopsida; Rosales; Rhamnaceae
Exons: 5
Coding region: 294-1286 (330 amino acids)
Source: RefSeq, a predicted model, not a curated record
UAUUUAAUAAAAAAUUGGGUGUUCCUAUAAAAACCCUAAAAUUCUCCAUGACAUCUUUUUCCUCAUUAUUUGUCUAUCUUCCUCUAUCCUCUCUGUAUAUAGGAAAUUCAAAUUAGGGAUAAAAAAGAAGAUAACCAUAGGUUUUUAUUUUUCUCCCAAAUUGCUAUAUUUCUUUCAUUACUUACGAUAGAGAAGAAACUCAUGGAUUCAAGUGCACGGGCCUUGCUGGGUAAAUGAUUUGGUGGUUUAGGGGGAGACAAUGGCAUUGGUGACCCAUCAAAUGCAGGUGAGUUAUGGAUAAGGGUUCUUAUGUAACACUACCUUCGAAGCCCUCAUGGAGCAAAGGAAUGAAAUUGAAACACUAUGUAAAAACUCUCUACAUGGUUGGGAGAACAGAUAGGUCUUUCUUGCUAAAGCGCAAUAGUCAUUUAAGUGUAGGGACUUCUUGCAUGUGUGGACUAAAACCUAGAACUUUAAGGAUUUUAGCCUUCAAAGGAAGUGCUCAAGGUGAAUCUGGUGGCAGAGCAUGUGGACCAAAGGUUUCCAAGAAGUUGGUCAAAUUAAAGGAGAACGAGGAUACUGUAACAGAAUCUCCAAAGACAAAUGAGGUUCCAAUUGCUUAUGCUUCUGAAGCAAACGAGAGUAUUGCAUCUUCCCCAGCUAUUCAUGGACUAUUCAAGAAAUGGUUAGCAAUUCUGCGAACACAAUCCUCAAGUCAAAUGGUGGACGGAAUUUUAGGAGAAGAGCCACCUCCAAGGGAGAUAUCUGAAAUGGAACAUGUGACACAAGACAAAGGAAGAAGUGAAAUUCUGAAAGCUGUUUGGCGCCACUGUCUCAGUCUGGAUGCAACAAUAAAGAUACCCUUGAUGAUAUUCAUCCCUGGGUACCUGGCAGUUAACAUGAUGUAUGGAGCUGAAGUUUCGAAGGAGUUGACUCCUUUAUGGGUUUUGGGGCCUUUGAUUGUAGCUCUCUACGUCAAGUUGUUUCAAUGGUUGUUUGCACUCUACGUCUUCAGCUUCAAACAGACGGUUAAAGUAAUUAAGAACCUACCCACUUACUACAUGGUGGCAUACAGCUACAUUUCAAAAGGGAAACUCAAAAAGGAUUUACAUAGCUUCUGGCAACCUGUAGAAAACAUAAAGAACCUAAACUACAAAGAACUGUCCAAAAGAAAGCUGAAAGAAUUGGAAGGGUGGAUAGUGGAGAGGUACCUUGAUUUUGUGGAGUCAAUAUGGCCGUAUUAUUGCAGAACGAUCAGGUUCUUAAAAAGGGCUAAUCUCAUUUAGAUUUUGGGGGUGGCAUCUUGAGAAAAUGUGUCGAGUCAUAGCAAAAAUUGAAAAUUUAAGGUUGCGUCUGACAAUGUUUUGAAGAGCAUAGGAUUCAUGAAAGAGAACCAGCUAACCCCAUUUUGGAUUUGGGGUUGUCUUCUUCUUGAGAGCUAGUCAAUGAUCAUAUGGUCAAGCAGUGUUGUUUGAUUUAUGUAAUAUUUUUAAGGCAAUAACUUCAUAUUUGAUGAGGUUGCUCUAUAUUUAAUUUGUUUAUGUUGUAUUCAGUUGCUGCCAAAGGGUUUUUCUCAGGAUCCAUUAAAACUCUUCUAUCAGAUCCUUAAUUGAGCUUGGAAAUGGCUUGUUUCCAAGUUCCUUUUCUUU